Cotesia congregata is the source of this 333-nucleotide messenger RNA. The record is from the annotation of a GenBank genome assembly. NCBI's taxonomy places the organism in Eukaryota, Metazoa, Arthropoda, Insecta, Hymenoptera, Braconidae.
AUGGAUGCAAUUUUACGGCAAUCUCAUAUCACUCCUGGGAAAAAUUACACUUAUCAAAAAAUAUCCAAGGCCGUUUCGAAGAGCAUAAGUGGCAAGUAUGUGAAAAUUAUAUGCGUUCCAUCGAAAAAUAUGACGGAACCAGGCAAACAAAUUUUGCGUAGCAUCGGAUUCUAUAUGGAUAAAAAUUUCAAGCCGACUGAUCCAACUGAUAUUGAUAGUCCUUUUGACGGAUAUUUCACCUGUGAUCGUGAACGAGUUAUUUUUUAUCAGGGCUUAAUGGAUUUUGUUGCUGACGAACGGAAAUUUCAGCAAUCAAUUAGAUCAAUAUAUUAA